CGUCUUCAAACAAAAAAGCACUUACUUCUCUAGGCAAAAAAAAAGAUUUUUCGUCCAAGGCUCAUAAUAAUUUGAGUGAUAAAUUUGAAGACUUUAAUGCAUCUGCACCUGUACAAGCAUCUUCAAGCAAAAGAGUACUUGCAUCUUCAAGCAAAAAACAAGAAUUUUCGCCCAAUGCUCAUGAUGAUUUGAGUGAUGAUCUUGAGAACUAUAAUGAGUGUAAUGAUGUGCCUUUGAGUAAUAGCGCUGAAGACACUCACCACAAAAAAAUUGUAUUUGAAUCAGAAUAUGAAGCGGCAGCGUAUAUUGCUGAAUGA
This is a messenger RNA of Racocetra fulgida, 317 nucleotides long. NCBI's taxonomy places the organism in Eukaryota, Fungi, Glomeromycota, Glomeromycetes, Diversisporales, Gigasporaceae. The record is from the annotation of a GenBank genome assembly.